This is a messenger RNA of Pneumocystis jirovecii RU7, 2616 nucleotides long. RefSeq lists its product as uncharacterized. The transcript has 3 exons. NCBI's taxonomy places the organism in Eukaryota, Fungi, Ascomycota, Pneumocystomycetes, Pneumocystales, Pneumocystaceae. The coding region runs from base 1 to 2616 and encodes 871 amino acids. The record is from RefSeq and is a predicted model, not a curated record. Gene Ontology annotation, molecular function: phosphatidylinositol binding. Gene Ontology annotation, cellular component: intracellular membrane-bounded organelle.
AUGAGCUCCAAAUCAGAGCAGCUUCAAGAGGAGCUUAAUGAGCCUAAUUCUUCAGAAUACAAUGUGAAUGUGUCUGAUGAAACUUUUUUGUCCGAAAAAAUAGAAGAAAAAGUGGAAAAUACUCUUAUUUACACUCGGUUUGGUCUAGUUACAUAUCUGUAUGAUUUUUUUUCAAAAACACAUCCAUUUGUUUCUUGGUUUAUAAUGGGACUUAUUCUUGGCAUAAUUUAUCAAACGAGAAUACCACAUGUGGAGUUACCUGAGAUGUACAAAUUGAGUACUCGACGGCUGGAAACUAAUUCUUCAUGUUCUUUUCACACACAGGAGCGUUUAUUUAAUCUUUCUCCGAUGAUUGCAACAUCUCUUUCUUUAUUGUUUGAUAAUCUUAUGAAAUCAUAUAUAGAAGAUUGGUAUUUUCCAAUAUCUAAAGAUGGGUCGUUUCCUACGGCAUGUCGUAUGCUUUUUGAUCAUUUUUCUCUUUCUUUUUAUCAACAUCUUGCUUCAAAAAGUUCAUAUGAUAUUAUGAUGUUAUUUUUUAUCCAAUGUUCGAAUACUAUUAUUGUUGCUCUACGUGAGCUUAGAUCAGCAUUGUCAUUUUCAACGGAUGAUCAUAAUAUUAUUUCCGUUAUCUCUGCGUAUGUUGCUCAAAAUCCGGGUUCUGCUUUAUCGCGUUUGUUAGACCAACCACUUCAAAGAGAAAGAUUUCGUUUUGAGUCGGAAAAUUUAAUGAAGUUUUUAGGGAAAAAGGAAGAUUUGGAUUGUUCUAUAUUAAGGACACUUAUGCGCGAAAUGUUUACGGUUCAGAUUUUUGAAAAUGUUGUCGACAUUUGUUCAUCUGCUGAUUUUAUUAAUGAAUGGAUUAUUUACCUUUAUGAUAAUGAGAAAUCGCAUGAAACAAAUGAAGAGCAGUCUCAGAAGAAAAGUGAAGUCCAGCUUGCGAUGGAAAAAGCAAUGGAAGAGGCUGCUGAAAUGACAAAGUUAUUGCAAGAUAAAGCGGAAAAUCAAGAGUCACCAUUAUCUGAGCAUCCAUCUCCUAUUAUGUUUAACGAAGUUAUAACUCCCGAAAAAAGAGAUUAUUUUAGAAGAUCGAGUGUAACAUGUUUUGUUUCUCCAAUUCGUUCACGUACAUCAAGUCCUGAUGGGCGCCAUCAUUUUAAACCGUUUUGUCAUUCUAAAAGCGGAUCUCCUGAUCGUUCUCGACUGGGUUUAUAUGAUUUAAAAGAAUUAAAACCUUCAAUAAAUGCACCUCAGGACGUGUUUUUAGAAAAAGAUACUUCAAGUCUUUCUAAAGAAAGUUUAUUUCAAGCUGAUAUUUCUUUGUCAUAUGUUAAUUCUGAAUUAUCUCCUAAAAAAAUUAUAAAAUCAAAAUGGUCUAUUAAUUUUUUGAUAAUAGUAGAGCCUGCUGGAGGUCAAAUGCCUGGAUGGGUUAUUAUUAAAAAGUAUUCUGACUUUGAAUCAUUGCAUGAAGUUCUUCGCCGCUUAGCUGCAGUUUCAGGUUUACAUUCUUUUGCUAAAGAAUUACCUCAUUGGAAAAAUAUAAGUUAUGAAGAUUUGAGAAUAUCUUUAGAAAAUUAUUUGCGAAAGGCUUUGAAGUCUAGAGAUCUUUCUGAUAGUCAUGCAAUGAAAAGUUUUUUGGAUAAACAAUCUAAAUCUGAUGGCUUUUCUGGAAAACGAAAAUCAUGGCAACAGCUGCGUACUGUGAGUGAUGGUGUACGCGAUGUUAUAAAAGCACCUGCAACAGGAGGAAGGGCUAUUAUAAAUGCUCUUGGGGCUGUUGGGCGAAAAGCUUUUGUUGAUAUACCUGAUAAUAUAUAUGAAUCAGAAGCAGAAAAUCCAUCAACUGAUGGGUUAGAAGAUUCACCUAUAGUUAAUACUGAUAAUUUACUUUUUAACGCUUCUAAGGAUGAUGAGAAGCCUCUUCCACCUCGUUCUAGUUUUCAGUCACAAACAGAAGAAAAAAAAGAAACCAAGUUAUCCACUGCAUUUCCUAAUAUUCCAGAUAAUGGAUCACUUGAUCUAACUUUUAAAACAGAGACAUGUUCUGAAGAAUUGUUAUUAGAGCAUGACAAAAAUAAUAUUGAUUUAAAUGACAAAAAAGAAUCUUUUUCACAUGAGAAGUCUAAUUCUAAUGUUACUAAAGGGUUUUCAAAUUCUGAUGUACAACUUUUUAUUGAUAUUAAUUUUUGUAUUUUAUCAGAGUUUUAUUCAUUAUCAUCAAAAACAUGGUCUAUUCGUCGUUCUCUUCUUGGAAUACUUAGAAGUUUAUUAUUGCGAAAUGGAACGUAUGUCGAUUUUGUAAAAGAAGCUAUAGAAGAAAAGGUUACAAAUUUUUUUUCUAAUGAGAAAUGGAUUUCUGAGCAAAUUAAUAAAAUUAUAAUGGAAAUAUGGUCACCUGAUCCUGCUGAAAAUGUUGAAAAAGACUCACAGAAAUUAAUGUUAAAAGCAAAACGCUUAUUUUUACGCAAAACAAUUCCAGAUACUCUAAAGUCUCUUGUAGGAGGCACUGCUACUAAGGAAUCACUUGAAAUAGUUUUUAAUGCUCUACAGGAAAAAGAAUUUAUGAGAGGAAUACUUUCAAGUAUUUUGUCUGAUAUAUUACAAGUAAUUUUCCAGUAA